GUCGUCGCACAACAAUGAACCAUUCGCUGGACAGACAUGCGUCGCCUCCAACGCCCGCACAGGCGCCGGCGGCCGCGGCGAGACCAGCCAACUCCGACCCACGAGCUCUACACGCCCGCGCCAUCAUAAACGGCCACAGGGACCGCAGUUUCUUGAACAACCUCAUUACCCACUACUCCAAAUCCAACCUCCCCUCCUACUCUUUCCGCGUCUUCCACCAAAUCCCAUCGCCCAACGUCGUUUCCUGGACCUCCCUCAUCGCCACCUACUCGGACACCUUCCUCUCCCUACGACACUUCGUUUCGAUGCUACGACAUCCCACUCUCCCCAACCAGUUCACCAUGGCUAGCCUCUUCAGGUCCUGCGCCUCCCUCUCUUGUGUCCCUUUUGGACUCUCUCUCCACGCUCUCUCGCUCAAGAUAUCUCUCUCCAGAGACCCCGUUUCCGGGUCUGCCCUCGUCAGCUUUUACUCGAAAUGUGGGAUGCCGGGUGAUGCACGCAAGGUGUUUGAUGAAAUUCCUCGCAGAGACCGGGUUUGUUUUGGGGCGAUUGUUGUUGGGUUGGCGCAGAAUUCUCGGCCCGUUGAGGCUUUGUCCGCUUUUGCAGAGUUGGUGGCGUCGUGUGAUGCUCAGGCCACGACAUAUAGUGUCUCGGGAGCGCUUUGUGCAGCGGCACAACUUGCCGCGUUGGAGCAAUGUAGGAUGAUUCAUGCUCAUGCCUUUGUUACUGGGCUUGAUAAGAAUGCCUUUGUGGGGAGUUCUCUGGUUGAUGUUUAUGGGAAAGCGGGGCUUGUGGGGGAUGCGAGACGGGUGUUUGAUGAGAAUUUGGUGAGGAUGAAUGAUGUCGGGUGGAAUGCGAUGAUGGCAGCUUAUGCGCAGCAAGGGGAUAAGGACUCGACUGUCGAACUUUUUGAUUUGAUGGAAGCUCGAGGGCUUAGACCGGAUAGAUAUAGCUUUCUAGCAAUCUUGACAUUGUUUUGCAAUGUGGGUAUGGAUGUUGAGGCUGACCAGUGGUUUACUCGGAUGAUUCGAGAUUAUUGCUUGGAGCCAGGGCUUGAGCAUUACACAUGUCUUGUGGGUGCAUUAAGCCGAGCAGGACGAUUAUCAGAUGCUGAGAAGAUUGCCAUGACAAUGCCUUUCAAGCCAGAUGCUGCGGUUUGGCGAGCACUACUUUCGAGCUGCGCCUUUCAUGGGAACGCUGACAUGGCUUGGACUAUGGCUAAACGGUUGUUGGAAAUUGACCGACAUGAUGACUCAGCCUACAUUAUUGUUGCAAAUGCAUUAUCAGGCGCGCAAAGAUGGGACGAAGUUGCGGAAGUGAGGAAGAUGAUGAAAGAUAGGAGGGUGAAGAAGGAAGUGGGGAAGAGUUGGAUUGAAGUAAGAGGCAAAGUUCAUGUGUUUUUCGCAGGGGACAGGAGGCACGAAAUGAUGGAUCAAAUUUACGCAAAACUAGCAGAAUUGAGGGAGGAAAUAGAGAAGAUAGGCUAUGUGCCUGUUUCAGAUGAGAUGGUACAUGAUGUAGGGGAAGAUGAGAAGAAUGAAUUACUUUGGUCUCACAGUGAAAAGUUGGCAGUAGCAUUCGGGGUUGUGAGUGGGGCGGCACUGCCCGGAAAGCCGUUGAGGAUUGUGAAGAAUCUGAGGAUUUGUAGAGAUUGUCACGAGGCUUUUAAGUUCAUGAGUAGGGCGUUGGGGAGGGAAAUUAUUGUGAGGGAUGUGAACAGAUACCAUAGGUUUUUGAAUGGUAGUUGUUCUUGUGGAGGUGUUUGGUAACACGAAAAAGAGCCUCUAUGAUUCAUCCCUAAGACAAAUAUUCAACCUUCUAAUCUUUGCAAUCCAAACAACGCCGUAGGUAGAUGGGGUUGUGAGAUUCGUGAUGAGACGUGCGAAUGAAGGUACAAGAAGACAGGAAGAGAAGUUAGAUAUCAUUGCCAAAGGCAAAUUAAUGCGUUUUUAUGAAACGGGAAAGAAGAUAUGAGAGGAGUGUUGUGUACAAUGCUGAUGUU
Messenger RNA from Morus notabilis, 2002 nucleotides. Its product is annotated as putative pentatricopeptide repeat-containing protein At5g52630. Gene Ontology annotation, molecular function: protein binding; RNA binding; zinc ion binding. The coding region runs from base 15 to 1769 and encodes 584 amino acids. Lineage: Eukaryota; Viridiplantae; Streptophyta; Magnoliopsida; Rosales; Moraceae. Gene Ontology annotation, biological process: RNA modification. The transcript has a single exon. The record is from RefSeq and is a predicted model, not a curated record.